AUGACGUCCACAAACCAUCCCUCUUUUCAAGAUGCAACCCGUUACUCUGCACAACAAUACACGAACUACCCAUAUAUGAAUAAGACUCAGUUGUACACGCAAGCGCUCCUUACACCACGAGCACCAUCCCCACUCUCAACAUCCAUUACCCAGCAAGACUUUCCACAUUCCCAUCAAUAUGCAUCAUUACAACGAUAUCCCUCCCACCCGUUACAAUCGUCAGCACUUUCUCCGUAUCAUCGCACGCCUCUCUCGGCUGCACAGGCUAUACCUCGAAUUGAUCUCUCUUCAUCGCUCAUGGCACAAUCAAAACGCCUUGGAUCUCCAAAGUCGCUAGAUGACCCAUCUGCGUCUUCCACCCAGUCGUCUACGACAAAUAGAUACCAAUGCCCAUACUGUUCCAAGAGGUUUAGUCGCCCAAGUUCAUUACGCAUUCACACAUAUUCACAUACAGGGGAGAAACCGUUUGUAUGCACCGAACUUGGAUGUGGAAGGAAGUUUUCUGUACAGAGUAACAUGAGGAGACAUCUACGUGUACAUCGACUGGGUAGACCUGUAAAGAAAGUUAGAUAUGAUGGUGAGGUAGAGGGAGUGAAGGUUAUGAAUCCAACAACGGUGUUGAGAGGAUGCUGA
Messenger RNA from Paraglomus occultum, 633 nucleotides. Lineage: Eukaryota; Fungi; Glomeromycota; Glomeromycetes; Paraglomerales; Paraglomeraceae. The record is from the annotation of a GenBank genome assembly.